AUGCCUACCUAUGUUUCACACCUCUCGAACCUUGCUCCCAGCCCAAGGCCCGCGAAUAGGCCUAGCAACUCACAACCAACGCACCAAUACUACGACUCUUUCCCGACGUUAUGCAGCAAGUUCCGAGAUCUCGACACUGAUGGGGUCUACGAAGAGUGUAAGGCGGCUGUCAUGAAUGAGGCGACCCGCAACUUCAUUAUCGAUUUUGGAGGUGCAGCAGAAGAGGGGGGUGCCGCGUGGUGUACACUUGAUCUUGAUGAUUCGCCGGCUACGGUGGAGGCAGUUAAGGGCUUGUUAGGAAAAGAGAGACCACGAGAGCUACGAACUCGAUGGAUAAACAUCUUCUCCCCACACACACAGCAGCCACUUGUUAGGGCUAUCGCGCAACACUAUGGACUUUCGUCGCGGCAUACUAGCGCCUUGAUGGCAUCUCCACAACGUGUUGAGACUGUUCAGAAGAAGCCGGUUCAGCACCAACAGCAAAUGCUGGAGAGGCUCCGAAAUAGUUUGCAUAGAGGUCGAGAUGUCGAGAAUGCAGCUCAAGAUACCAAUGAAGCUACCCGUUUGGCUGGAGGAAAUGUGCCUCCAGGGCGAGCGGGGCAGGGAUAUAUGGAUCUUGUCAGUAGUGUGUGGCACUGGCAUGCUGUGGAGUGGGGCGGUAGAUUUAUGUGUAUCGGCUUCAACCUUCUUCAUCAGAUCCCUGAGGAAGAUGAAGUUUCCAGUGCCGAGAACGGGGAGGACACAGACUACGAAGAUGAGUGGGAGUGGUCCGGCGACAAAGACGGGAAAGCUUCCAUGGACAAGGGCGAGAACUACCCACAAGGAAAACGGCUCUGGAGCUGGCUAGUUCUCUGUGAUGAUGGUACCGUUAUAGCACUACACGAGCCAACUGGAAAGGUCUCAGUAGACCAGAUGAAGUUGAUACGGAAAAACAUGUUUACUGUGUUCCGAUCAUUAUCUCAAUCACCCAAGGCUCAGGAUGAAGCGAAGAACUCUUACGACCUGAAUUCAGGAUUGGAGGAGAUGCCGUUCAGACGUAUCCAUACCAAAGGUGAUAAGAGGGAGGAUGUUGAUAGCGCACCGAGUUUACUAUUCUACUACCUUUUCGACGACUGGUACUCCUCUCUUGGUCUUGUAGUUGGCCGAGGUUACCCUUACAGCAUCCACAUGAGCAAUCUCCGGCAAGAGAUGCAACGCAAUCCCAAGCUUUCCCAUAUCUCUCGUCUCCAUCGUCUUGCCCGCCAACUUGCAACGCUGAAACGGAUGUAUGAAACCAAGAAGAUAAUAAUUGACAAUGUUCUCUACCGACAAGAAAAUUCUCUGUCCAACCGCUCAAGCAGUCAACUACAACCUCCUCCCACUCCUCCCGACCCUCAUGACCCGGCCCCGACUCUUGGCGACCCCAAUAUCCUCGGCGUGCCCCUCUCUCCGACUGCCAUCGCAAAGUUUGAGCGUCUUCGGGACCGCGUGAAGCUUUAUGCUCUCGGUGAAAUCGAGGACUGUCUUGCCGAGAAGACGGAGUUGAUAUCCAUGACGUUCAAUCUGCUAGCAAUGCGGGAAUCACAGGCCGUAGAGCGCCUCUCCCGUGUAGCCAUCUUCUUGACAAAGUUCACAUUUCUGUUCCUGCCGCUCACACUGAUCACGGGAUAUUUUUCGAUGCAGCUGAAAGAUAUGGACGACUACACACAAGCACAUUUUUGGGCUGCGAGUGGAAUUUUCGUGGCGUUGAUGAUAUUAAUACUAUAUAUGGUAGGUAAGAGCACGGAUACCUUAGAGACUGGGGUUAUAUGGAAGAGCGUAAAGGAAAUGUGGUUCCCAUGUUUGGGAAGGAAGAAGAAGAAGAAGAAGGGAGGGAAGGGUGGAAGGCGGUCGUAUUGA
Morchella importuna is the source of this 1878-nucleotide messenger RNA. RefSeq lists its product as uncharacterized. The record is from RefSeq and is a predicted model, not a curated record. Gene Ontology annotation, cellular component: membrane. Lineage: Eukaryota; Fungi; Ascomycota; Pezizomycetes; Pezizales; Morchellaceae. Bases 1 to 1878 code for a protein of 625 amino acids. The transcript has 7 exons. Gene Ontology annotation, molecular function: cobalt ion binding; magnesium ion binding; magnesium ion transmembrane transporter activity. Gene Ontology annotation, biological process: transmembrane transport; metal ion transport.